AGUUGGUUGACGGAGUUACUCACCACCAUGUCCCAAAUUUCCCUCGCCUCUCUCCUUUUUUAUGCCUCCCCCUUCUUCCUUAAUGCCUAGUAAUGGCGAAGGCGGUGGUCUAUCUUCUAUUUGCCACCGCCCUUAUUGCUCUUAUAGUUCUCUCUCCCUUCAAGCCACGGUGCCACAACGUCCAUGGCCUGCACCGCCGCCUUGGCUUCACCGGCCACGUCCCCAUUUUCGAUCCUCUUGUUUCCAAGAUGGAAUGGUACGUGGAGGAAAAGGGAUUAGGAGACCAAAACAUUACUCUAGAUACGGAACACGACUUGGUUAUUGCCAAUGAUGUUGAGGAAGCACAGGAAUAUUUGAGCGAGGCGGGGACGUUGAAUAUAACCAUGAGGCUGGUGAGUAUCUUCCCUUUGUUGGAUGUGGCACCCGAAGAUGGAUUCGUUAGCUACAAUGAGCUGAAGCAUUGGAUUGUGGCACAAGCCGUGGAAAGAAUGAUUCAUAGGACACAGAAUGAAAUGGCAUCCCAUGAUAGAGAUGGAGAUCGAGCCAUUUCUUUCAGGGAGUACCUGCCACAAUUUUCCAUUGAGGAUAUUGAUAGAAAUGAUAUGGAGCAUGGACAAGCUGGAUGGUGGAAGCAGCAAUUUGAUAACGCAGAUGCUGAUAGGAAUGGUUUACUUACCUUCAAUGAACUUAAAGAUUUUUUGCACCCAGAAGACAGUUCAAAUGACAGAAUUCAUAAAUGGCUCUUGACAGAAAAAAUGAAAAGGAUGGACCAUGAUAAUGAUGGCAAGCUGAACUUCCAGGAGUUUUCGGACAAUGCUUAUGAUAUCUUCAAGAAUUAUGUUGAAUUUGAGACAGGCGGAGUACCCACAGCAGAAGAUAAAUUUGCAGAGCUUGAUGUGAACAAAAACAAAUUCAUAGAAGCUGAAGAAUUGAAACCCAUACUGCAUUAUCUUUACCCAGGAGAGCUAACCUAUGCUACCUAUUUCACAAGUUUUCUAAUUCAUGAGGCUGAUGAUAACAAAGAUGAAAAAUUAACGUUGCAAGAGAUGCUGCAUCACGAAGAUAUUUUCUACAACACAGUCUAUGAGAGCAGCAAUGACGAUGACAACCAUGAUGAUCACGACGAAUUCUAAAGUCUAAACUACUUAGAUCCCAUGAAAAAUUCAAUGUUUCAAUCUAUUUUGCUGGAAGAUUGUCCUAUGUAUCACGACAUUUGAAAGUUGCUAACGAGACUCCUAAGUUUAGGAGGCAAUGCACCAAAAGUAAACAUACUCAAAUUACAUUA
Messenger RNA from Rosa rugosa (rugosa rose), 1285 nucleotides. RefSeq lists its product as uncharacterized. The record is from RefSeq and is a predicted model, not a curated record. Lineage: Eukaryota; Viridiplantae; Streptophyta; Magnoliopsida; Rosales; Rosaceae. The transcript has 6 exons. Gene Ontology annotation, cellular component: endoplasmic reticulum. Bases 93 to 1133 code for a protein of 346 amino acids. Gene Ontology annotation, molecular function: calcium ion binding.